CUGCUGAGGCCCUCAGGUCCAACAGCUCAGCCAGCAACACAACCAAAUGUGGCGGAGGCACCACCUGCAAAGAGGGCGUCAUCCUGCCCAUGUGGAAGCCGGACAACCCGGCCUUCGCCGACCGCUUCGCCAGAGCCACCAUUUACUUUGUGGGGUUGGCGUUCAUGUUCCUGGGUGUCUCCAUCAUCGCUGACCGCUUCAUGUCAUCCAUCGAAGUCAUCACCUCCCAAGAAAGACAGAUCACCAUCAAGAAGCCAAACGGCGAGAAGGUCACCACAACGGUGCGGAUCUGGAACGAGACGGUUUCCAACCUCACCCUGAUGGCGCUGGGCUCCUCCGCCCCGGAGAUCCUCCUGUCGGUCGUGGAGGUCUGUGGUCACAACUUUGACGCCGGUGAGCUCGGCCCCAACACCAUUGUAGGGAGUGCGGCCUUCAACAUGUUUGUCAUCAUUGGCCUUUGUGUGUCUGUCAUACCCGAAGGUCAGACCAGAAAGGUGAAGCACCUGCGGGUGUUCUUUGUCACGGCCACCUGGAGCGUCUUUGCGUACAUCUGGCUGUACCUGAUCCUCGCCGUCUCUUCUCCAGGGGUCGUUGAUAUAUGGGAGGGGCUUCUCACACUCUUCUUCUUCCCCAUCUGUGUUGGCUUCGCGUACGUGGCCGACCGCAGACUUCUUUUCUACAAAUACAUGUACAAACGAUACAGACCAGGGAAGCAUAGAGGAAUGAUCAUCGAAACUGAGGGAGAACCGGAGCUUCCCUCAAAGGUCCACGUUGAAAUGGACAGAAAGAUGCUCAGCUCGCGAGGGGAGGAGUUGAUGGACGGAGACACGGGGUUCGAUAGGAAGGAGCUGGAGGAGGAGGAGGCCCGCAGAGAGGUGGCCAGGAUCCUCAAGGAGCUGAAACAAAAACAUCCAGAGAAGGAGAUGGAGCAGUUGAUGGAGCUCGCUAAUUAUCAGGUUUUGAACCAGCAACAGAAGAGUCGGGCGUUCUACCGCUGUCAGGCGACCAGGAUCAUGACGGGAACAGGAAACGUCCUGAAGAAGCACGCAGCUGAUCAGGCCAAGAGAGCCAAUCUGCACAACAGCUCCUCUGAGGUUUCAGCCAACAACGCCUCCUCCAAAGUGUUCUUUGACCCUGGUACGUACCAGUGUCUGGAGAACUGCGGCAGCGUGGCGCUCAACGUGGUGCGUCAGGGCGGAGACCUGACGAGCUCGGUCGCCGUGGACUACCGGACAGAGGACGGCACCGCCAACGCCGGCUCAGACUACCAGUUCACUGAGGGAACGGUUGUGUUCAAACCAGGCCAGACCGAGAAGGAAAUCCGCAUUGACAUCAUCGAUGAUGAUAUUUUCGAGGAAGAUGAACAUUUCCUGGUCUACCUCAGCAACGUGAGAGUCACAUCAGAAGGUGCUGGCUCGGAGGGGGGCGGGGCUAACCACGUGGACGCCCUGGCAGGUUUAGGUCUUCCGUGCACCGCCACUGUCACCAUCUUUGAUGAUGACCACGCUGGUAUCUUUACGUUCGAGGAGCCGGUGGUGACUGUGAGCGAGAGCAUCGGGAGGAUGGAGGUGAAGGUGGUGCGGUCCUCAGGAGCUCGAGGAGUUGUGGUGGUGCCGUACAAAACCACGGAGGGGACGGCUAAGGGAGGCGGCGAGGACUUCGAGGACACACACGGAGUCCUGGAGUUUGACAAUGAUGAGAUCAUCAAAAUUAUUGAGAUCAAUAUAAUCGAUGAUGAAGAAUAUGAGAAAAACAAGAACUUCUUCCUAGAGAUUGGAGAACCUCAGCUGAUGGAGAUGAGUGAGAGGAAAGCUCUGUUGCUUCAGGAAGUCGGUGGAUUCGUCCAAACAGGUGAAGAUGUCUACAGGAAGGUCCAGGGCCGGGAGCACAUCGCCCCCUCGGCCAUCAUCAACAUCACAGGGGAGGGGGGUGAGGAGGUUUGGACGAAGAAGGAUGACGAGGAGCGGCGGAUCGCGGAGAUGGGUCGACCAACGCUGGGCGAACACGUCAAACUGGAGGUCAUCAUCGAGGAGUCGUACGAGUUUAAGAGCACCGUGGACAAACUGAUCAAGAAGACCAACCUGGCUCUGCUGAUCGGGACCAACAGCUGGAGGGAGCAGUUCGUGGAGGCCAUCACCGUCGGCUCGGCGUCUUCCUCAGGUGACGAGGACGAAUCCGGCGAGGAGAAGCUGCCGUCCUGUUUCGACUACGUCAUGCACUUCCUCACCGUCUUCUGGAAACUCCUGUUUGCCUUGGUUCCUCCCACGGACUACUGGAACGGCUGGGCCUGCUUCGUGGUCUCCAUCUCUGUCAUCGGCAUGCUGACGGCGGUGAUCGGGGACCUGGCGUCUCACUUCGGCUGCACCGUCGGCCUCAAGGACUCUGUGACCGCCGUGGUGUUUGUGGCUUUGGGGACUUCAGUACCAGACACCUUUGCCAGUAAAGUGUCAGCCAUCCAGGACCAAUACGCCGACGCCUCCAUCGGCAACGUGACAGGAAGCAACGCGGUCAACGUCUUCCUGGGUAUCGGCGUGGCCUGGUCCAUCGCCGCCAUCUACCACUACUCCCAGGGCCAGCAGUUCAAGGUGGACCCCGGAACGCUGGCCUUCUCCGUCACACUCUUCACCAUCUUCGCCUUUAUCUGUUUCGGUGUCCUCCUCUACCGCCGGCGGCCGGAGAUCGGGGGGGAGCUCGGUGGCCCCCGGGUCCCGAAGAUUCUCACCACCUGUUUGUUCUUCAGCCUGUGGUUGAUUUACAUUGUCCUCUCCUCAUUAGAAGCAUAUUGCCACGUACAGGGAUUCUAAGAUGUAUGCUUCUGGAUUUACAAAGGCUCCGUUAUGAUCCUGCAUAUUCUGACAGGCUCCUCCCAUUUCUGUUAUGUGUCUAAAUGUUGUCAGAUUCCUGAGAGUUGCUGGAUUCCUUACGGCUCUUGAGGAACUGCAUCUUCAACAGGUUUUUCAAUUUUGGAUCAAAUCUAUAAUGCUCAUCGGUUCUUUGCUGAUCUGUCGGGUAAGAAACACAGAGAAACAUAUUCUGACGGAUUCUUUCUGGUAGUUUUACGUUCUUUAAAAAGUUGAAACCAUCGUUAACCCCCUGUUUAGUUUAUUAAAUCCCAAAGUUGUUUUUUUAGGCUUCUACUGGUUCCUUGUUUAUAUGAAGGUAACAAAGGUUCUUGCAUAUUUUUGCAGGUUUCUAUUAGUUCUGUUAUUUGUCUAAAAGUGUGGAAAGACGUCCAAGGUCGAUCACAGCUCCUGGAGUUCUCAAGGUGACUGUCGGUUCCUGCAGUUUCACAGGUUCCUGUUUGUUUUUUUCACGGGUUUGGAGGAACAUCAACUAUUUCCUUUUUGGUUCUGCCGGCUUUCUAUGGCGUUGACAUGGUUUCCUAAAGAUUCCGAUGGACACGUAACAGUUCUAACACUUGUCUGAAUAUUUGAACUGUACAGAUGUUGUGGGUUUUUGAAUUGCUAAUGGAAUCAAACAUCUUGGGUCUCUGAAGGUUCCUGAAUGAUGCCACAGAUUUUUGAGUGUCUCUUUCAAUCUCUGAAGGUUUUUGGGGGAACCCUGAAACUUGUGAACCCUCUUUCUAACCUGAGACCCGUUGGACUGAUGUCUGGCUGCUGAGCGCUGGCGACCUCUGAGACUUUUUAGUUUUUUAGUCACUUACCUCCUGAAUAUUUAAAGACUUUUAUCUACAUCACCAAACAUUCACCUGUACCUUUAAGCAAAGUAUUACUUUAAUCUUGACGUGCAUGGAUUUGAAUCCACAACCACUGUAGUGACACCAUCAGCCGUGGUGACGGAGGCGGCUCCUGCUGCAGCGAUAGUGAUGCACCUUUGUGAAUAUCUGCACUGAGUUUGAAACACAGUUAAUUUUGAAGUGUAGGAAGUUCCAUAGUUUGGUGUUGAACCAGAGACUCUGUUCUAUGUGUUGCAGCAGGGAACUUUACUGUUAUAAUGCUGUGUGUGUUUGUGUGUGAGUGCACGGACUCACACAACAUGGACGAGCAGAGACAUCUCACUAUAGUCUCAUGUGAUUGGCUGUUUGGAUGUUUUCCUCUAAAUAUUAAAGUUCAGUAAGUCA
Molecule: messenger RNA, 4081 nt
Organism: Limanda limanda (common dab)
Lineage: Eukaryota; Metazoa; Chordata; Actinopteri; Pleuronectiformes; Pleuronectidae
Product: sodium/calcium exchanger 1-like
Exons: 9
Coding region: 90-2804 (904 amino acids)
Biological process (GO): cell communication; calcium ion import across plasma membrane; sodium ion transmembrane transport
Cellular component (GO): axon; sarcolemma; postsynapse
Molecular function (GO): calcium:sodium antiporter activity
Source: RefSeq, a predicted model, not a curated record